Messenger RNA from Leopardus geoffroyi (Geoffroy's cat), 3179 nucleotides. RefSeq names its product protocadherin beta-10-like. NCBI's taxonomy places the organism in Eukaryota, Metazoa, Chordata, Mammalia, Carnivora, Felidae. Gene Ontology annotation, molecular function: calcium ion binding. The transcript has a single exon. The record is from RefSeq and is a predicted model, not a curated record. Bases 141 to 2534 code for a protein of 797 amino acids. Gene Ontology annotation, cellular component: plasma membrane. Gene Ontology annotation, biological process: homophilic cell-cell adhesion.
GUACUGGCCCAAGAUUGGAAAAGGAAAAAAACCCAGACUCCUGCUACAAAUGGCAUAGGUCUGGGGGUUGCAACUGCUGGUUGUAUGCUGGGAGCUGUGAUUGUGACCAACAUUGACAAAAGACGUGUUCUGAAAAAGCAAUGGAGGCUGGAAUGUUGUGCUGCCCAAGACAAAGGCAAGUCCUAUUUCUCUUUAUGUUUGGGGGAGUAUCCUUAGCAGGUUCUGGGUUUGGACAAUAUUCUGUGACAGAGGAAACAGAGAGAGGAUCAUUUGUGGUUAAUCUGGCAAAGGAUCUGGGGCUAGGGGACCAGGAAUUGGUUUCACGGGGAGCCCGGGUGGUCUCUGAUAACAAACAACACUUGCUCCUGGAUCCUCAUUCUGGAGAUUUGCUCACAAAUGAGAAACUGGACCGGGAAAAGCUGUGUGGCCUCACAGAGCCCUGUUUGCUGUAUUUCCAAAUUUUAAUGGAUAACCCCUUUCAGAUUUACCGGGCUGAGCUGAGGGUCAGGGACAUAAAUGAUCAUUCACCAAUGUUUCGGGACAAAGAGACGGUCUUAAAAAUAUUAGAAAAUACAGCUGAAGGGACAGCAUUUCGACUAGAAAGAGCAGAGGAUUCAGAUGGAGGACUUAACGGUAUACAAAGCUACAUCAUCAACCCGAACCCUUUUUUCCAUAUUAAAAUUAGUGACAGUGAUGAAGGCAUGAUAUAUCCAGAACUAGUAUUGGAUAAGGCACUGGACCGGGAGAAGCAGCACGAACUCAGUUUAACACUCACGGCACUGGAUGGUGGGUCUCCACCCAGGUCUGGGACCACCACAAUACGAAUUGUGAUCCUGGACAUCAAUGAUAAUGCUCCCCAGUUUUCUCAGACAAUGUAUGAGACCCAGGCCCCAGAAAACAGCCCAGUAGGGUCCCUUAUUGCAAAAGUCUCUGCAGGAGAUAUAGAUUCUGGAGUCAAUGCAGACAUAUCCUAUUCAUUUUUUGAUGCUUCUGAAGAUAUUCGAGAAACCUUUCAAAUCAAUCCUUUUUCUGGAGAAAUUGUCCUCAUAGUGUUGCUUGAUUAUGAGCUAGUAAAGUCUUACAAAAUAAAUAUACAGGCAAUGGAUGGAGGGGGUCUUACUGCAACAUGUACCGUUUUGGUGGAAGUAUUAGAUAUCAAUGACAAUCCCCCUGAACUGAUCAUGUCAUCACUUUCCAACCAUGUCGCUGAGAACUCUCCUGAGACGGUACUGGCUGUUUUUAGAAUUAAAGACAGAGACUCUGGAGAAAAUGGAAAAAUGCACUGCUACAUUCAAGAUAAUCUGCCAUUCCUUCUGAAACCCUCUGUGGAAAAUUUUUACAUCCUCAUGACAGAAGGAGGGCUGGACAGGGAAAGUCAAGCCGAGUACAACAUCACCAUCACCGUCACCGACUUGGGGACCCCCAGGCUGAAAACGCAGCACAACAUCACCGUGACGGUCUCCGACGUCAACGACAACGCCCCCGCCUUCAGCCAAACCACCUACACCCUGCGCGUCCGCGAGAACAACAGCCCCGCCCUGCACAUCGGCAGCGUGAGCGCCACGGACAGGGACUCGGGCGCCAACGCCCAGGUCACCUACUCGCUGCUGCCGCCCGCGGACCCUCAGCUGCCCCUGGCCUCCCUGGUGUCCGUCAACGCGGACAACGGGCAGCUGUUCGCGCUCAGGUCCCUGGAUUACGAGGCGCUGCAGGCGUUCGAGUUCGGCGUGCGCGCGGCCGACCGCGGCUCGCCCGCGCUCAGCAGCCAGGCGCGGGUGCGCGUGCUGGUGCUGGACGACAACGACAACGCGCCCUUCGUGCUGUACCCGCCGCAGAACGGCUCUGCGCCCUGCACCGAGCUGGUGCCCAGGGCGGCCGAGGCGGGCUACCUGGUGACCAAGGUGGUGGCGGUGGACGGCGACUCGGGCCAGAACGCCUGGCUGUCGUACCAGCUGCUCAAGGCCACGGAGCCCGGGCUGUUCGGCGUGUGGGCGCACAACGGCGAGGUGCGCACGGCCCGGCUGCUGAGCGAGCGCGACGCCGUCAAGCACAGGCUGGUGGUGCUGGUCAGGGACAAUGGCGAGCCGCCGCGCUCGGCCAGCGUCACGCUGCACGUGCUGCUGGUGGACGGCUUCUCGCAGCCCUACCUGCCGCUCCCGGAGGUGGCGGCGGCCGAGGCGCGGGCAGACCCGCUCACCGUCUACUUGGUCGUCGCCUUGGCGUCCAUGUCGUCGCUCUUCCUGUUCUCGGUGCUGGUGUUCGUGGCGGUGCGGCUGUGCAGGCGGAGCCGGGCGGCGUCUGCGGGUCGCUGCUCGGGGCCCGAGGGCCACUUUCCGGGCCACCUGGUGGACGUCAGCGGCACCGGGACGCUGUCCCAGAGCUACCAGUAUGAGGUGUGUCUGCGGGGAGGCUCUGGGACCAGUGAUUUCAAGUUCCUCAAGCCCAUUAUCCCCAAUAUCCAGGCACAGGACUCUGGGGGGCAUAGCGAAGAAAAUCCCACCUUUCGAAAUAGCUUUGGAUUUAACUUACAGUAAAAAUUCUUUUUUAUAUUUUCACGCACUUUUAAGUGGUGUACAAUCAUAUCAAUAUCAGUUUAGUUUUAAAAUUCCUAGUUAUUGUACAAUUUUAAGCCUAAUUUUAGGUACUAUAUAUCUAUGAUUUACAAUGUCAUUUCAUCCUUUUUUGCAUUUAAUCAAUAGGUAGCUUUAAUUAGCACCCAUUUGUAAAUAAUAGUUUAAGGUUUAAUCAUUUCAAAAUGUACAAGGAUGUAGUUAUUCUUACCUAGAAAAUUGAAAUUUGUCUUUUCCUUUUAGUAUAUUUCAUAGACUAAUCUCUGUCGUCAUCACCUUGUACUUCCUUUAUGUCAGCAGACAUUCCUCCACUUCUGAUCUUCUCUAACAUUCUGUUUAAUCAUGUGAAAAAAAAUCAUGUCAUCUAGCAUUUUAAAGAUAUUUCUCUCUUACUCUGCUCGUGAGAAAAUGAGAGAGAUCAUUUUGUGAGUGAUAUGGGACUACAGUAAUAUCUUGUAGUCAUAUUAUUCCAUUUCCUUUAAAUACACUACUCUUACUAUUUUCUAGUGUUCACUUUUGCUGACAUAUGUUAAAAAAAUAGGUCAUGUCUCUUAAUGGCAACAAAAUGUAAUAACCUGCAUGAAAAUAAAUAAAAACAUUUUGAAAAUU